Messenger RNA from Eucalyptus grandis, 2623 nucleotides. RefSeq names its product DEAD-box ATP-dependent RNA helicase 31. The transcript is spliced from 10 exons. Gene Ontology annotation, molecular function: ATP binding; nucleic acid binding; RNA helicase activity. The record is from RefSeq and is a predicted model, not a curated record. Lineage: Eukaryota; Viridiplantae; Streptophyta; Magnoliopsida; Myrtales; Myrtaceae. Gene Ontology annotation, cellular component: chloroplast. The coding region runs from base 76 to 2400 and encodes 774 amino acids.
CUCUUAUCCACAUCUCAACUCCUCCCGCCUUCAGCCUUAAACCCUAAAAGAAUCGCCAUCUCCGUCGCCAUCCGCAUGACGCCGGCGAGGCUCCUCGCCAACCUCCGCCUCCUCCAGCCUCCUUCUCUCCCUCUCCGUUCCUCCAUGAGGCUCUCCCGGUCCCUCCACUCUUCGCGCUCCCCGGCCGCCCCCUGCCGGCCCUUCCCUUUCCGCCUCCGCCACGCCGGCCUCUUCGCCUUCCGACCCAGCGGCGGCGGCGGCGGCGGCGGCGGCGGCCACGUGGCCGCGCGGGGGCUCUCGUCCCGGUCGUCUUCUCUGCAUUCGUCCGGCUCGCGGCCGGCGUCUCCCAAGAGCUUGAUCGAGGACGAGGCCGAGCUCAGCGACUGGGUCAGCCGGCUGGGGAAGGACGACUUAGUCGGGGAACCGAGUUCGGGUAGAGUCCGGGGGAGGAGCUCCGCGGAGGAGGAUUCGUUCGGGGCGAAGCGGCAGAGGCAUGGUCAGUCGGACGAUUUUGUCGGUUCGGGCCGGAGGAAGGGCCAGAGGGAUGUGGAGGGGCUUGAUUCGAGGGAUUCUAGGAGGAGGUAUGGGAAUGAGUUGGGAGAGCGUGAGAAGUUCUCGUCCCCGCGGCAGAGGUUUGAUGAUAAGUCCAAGAGUAGAAGCGGGAGAUCUUCGAUAUGGAAGAGGGGCGACAGAGAUUCUGAUUCACGACUUGUGCGGAAUGGUAGAGGAAAUGCAAAUGCUGUUCGAAGGAAUGCAGGUCCGUUGGAUAAGUACGGGGAGGGUGAGGAGGAGGAGGAGGAGAAGCAGGAGUUCAUGGGGAGGAUUGAUGAUUUGAUCGGCGAGGAGGAUAGCGAAGAAGAUGGCACAGACGACGACGACGAGGAGUUUGUGAAGAAGAGUACGAAUUCGUUGUUUGGCAAGGAAAAACAAGCUGCUGUAGAGAAUUCAAAGAGAGUCUCGCAGCAGAGUUCUGAUUCUUACUUGAGUGAAACUAGAUUUGAUCAAUGUUCAAUCUCUCCCUUGUCCUUGAAAGGAAUUAAGGAUGCUGGCUACGAAAAGAUGACUGUGGUCCAAGAGGCCACACUUCCGGUUAUACUCAAAGGUAAGGAUGUUCUGGCCAAGGCUAAGACAGGCACUGGAAAAACUGUUGCGUUUCUUCUUCCAUCAAUUGAAGUUGUCAUAAAAUCAUCGGCUCCUGCUCGUGAUCAAAAGAGACCACCAAUUCUCGUUCUGGUUAUGUGUCCAACUAGGGAGCUUGCAGUACAAGCGGCUGCAGAAGCGAAUGCCCUUUUGAAGUAUCAUCCUUCUUUUGGUGUUCAAGUUGUUAUAGGAGGGACACGACUUGCUCUAGAACAGAAGCGCAUGCAAGCGAAUCCUUGCCAGAUACUUGUGGCUACACCUGGAAGGCUCAAAGAUCAUAUUGAAAAUACUGCAGGAUUUGCAACCAGGCUGAUGGGCGUGAAAGUUCUUGUACUCGAUGAGGCUGACCGUCUCUUAGACAUGGGAUUCCGCAAAGAUAUUGAGAAAAUAAUCGAUGCUGUCCCAAAGCAGCGGCAGACCCUUCUAUUUUCUGCGACUGUUCCAGCAGAGGUUCAACAAAUGUGCCACAUUGCUUUGAAACGAGAUCAUGAAUUUAUUAACACCGUUCAAGAGGGAAGCGAGGAGACACACUCGCAGGUCAGACAGAUGUAUCUAGCCGCUCCUUUAGACAAGCAAUUUUCUUUGCUCUAUGCUCUUCUAAAGGAGCAUGUUGCAGAUGAUAUCAAUUAUAAGGUUAUUGUGUUCUGCACAACUGCUAUGGUGACCAAACUUGUUGCUGAUGUCCUUGGUGAGCUGAAAUUGAAUGUUAGAGAGAUUCAUUCCAGAAAGUCACAGUCUUAUAGAACAAGGGUUUCUGAUGAGUUUCGGAAGUCGAAGGGUCUUAUCCUUGUAACUUCAGAUGUGUCUGCACGUGGCGUUGAUUAUCCUGAUGUCACCCUUGUCAUACAGGUGGGAUUGCCCGCAGAUAGACAACAAUACAUACAUAGGCUUGGUAGGACAGGACGCAAAGGCAAAGAUGGGCAGGGUAUUUUGUUACUGGCGCCAUGGGAGGAAUUCUUUCUGUCAACUGUAAAGGAUUUACCAAUCACAAAGGCCCCUGUGCCUACAGUAGAUCCUGAUACAAAGAAAAUGGUGGAAAGAGCUCUAUCUCAUGUGGAGAUGAAAAGCAAAGAAUCAGCCUAUCAGGCAUGGCUUGGCUACUACAAUUCGAACAAGAAAAUUGGCAGCGACAAGUUCAGGCUUGUGGAGCUGGCAAAUGAGUUCAGCCGUAGCAUGGGGCUCGAUAACCCUCCUGCCAUUCCUAAACUCGUCCUGGGCAAGAUGGGCCUCAGGAAUGUGCCCGGCCUUCGAUCUAGAUAAGAUUCGUGAUUUACAUUUGUGCAGCCGAAUUGAUAGGGCAAUUUUGAAGUGCUCUCAUAGAAGACGAUUGCAGGGGCUGCAGUUUCUUCAAUGAUCUACAAUUCACCAGGUCAUUAAGCGAAUGUAUUUGUUGUAAGUCCAUGGGUUAAGAUUUUCAAAUGUACUUUUGCCCCAUUUAUUGGAACCGGGUGAACCGGAUCCACAAAAUGCGUUGCGUCCUUCA